CGCACCACCUCUCAGCUCCGAAACUCUCUCACGCUCUCACGAUCUCAAAUUCUCUGUGAAUUCAAAAACCUCUCUCUUUUUUCUUCAAUUCUCAUUCAAAUUUCAAUUCCUCUAAGCUCAAAAAACCACAACCAUGCUAGUUUAUCAGGAUCUUCUCACUGGUGAUGAGCUUCUCUCGGACUCAUUCCCAUACAAGGAAAUUGAAAAUGGGAUGCUGUGGGAAGUGGAAGGAAAGUGGGUUGUUCAAGGAGCAGUCGAUGUAGACAUUGGGGCUAACCCUUCUGCAGAAGGUGGAGGUGAGGAUGAAGGUGUUGAUGACCAAGCUGUCAAGGUUGUCGACAUUGUUGACACCUUUAGGCUUCAGGAACAACCUGCUUUUGACAAGAAGCAGUUUGUCACAUUCAUGAAGAGGUACAUCAAGAAUCUGACACCCAAAUUGGAGGCAGACAAGCAAGAGUUGUUUAAGAAGCACAUUGAGGGAGCAACCAAGUUCCUCCUCUCAAAGCUCAGUGACCUCCAAUUUUUUGUGGGGGAAAGCAUGCAUGAUGAUGGUGGUUUAGUGUUUGCGCACUACAAGGAAGGCGCAACUGAUCCAACCUUUAUCUACUUUGCAUAUGGACUGAAGGAAAUCAAGUGUUAAACAUUUACAUGGUGAUCUUCCUUUAGUUUUAGUUCUAAGUUAUUUAUCAGUAUUUAUAUUUUCCUCUUUCCUUUGGAACCUGUGGAAGAUAAGGGUAUAGUUCGAUCUAAGAGUAUUGGUUUUUGAGUUUUGUUCUAAUACUGCAUGUUCUUCUGGUCGUGGUGAUGUUAGAGGAUUUAUAUACAUAUCUCAGUUGAGGAAUAAAAAUAUAAAAUGUGUGUUUUGUUCAA
Messenger RNA from Quercus lobata, 870 nucleotides. Its product is annotated as Methionine sulfoxide reductase (MSS4-like) family protein. Bases 134 to 640 code for a protein of 168 amino acids. The transcript has 5 exons. Lineage: Eukaryota; Viridiplantae; Streptophyta; Magnoliopsida; Fagales; Fagaceae. Gene Ontology annotation, cellular component: cytoplasm. The record is from RefSeq and is a predicted model, not a curated record. Gene Ontology annotation, molecular function: calcium ion binding.